Taeniopygia guttata (zebra finch) is the source of this 2435-nucleotide messenger RNA. It is a transcript of the gene ALDH16A1, whose product is annotated as aldehyde dehydrogenase 16 family member A1. The record is from RefSeq and is a predicted model, not a curated record. Gene Ontology annotation, molecular function: oxidoreductase activity, acting on the aldehyde or oxo group of donors, NAD or NADP as acceptor. NCBI's taxonomy places the organism in Eukaryota, Metazoa, Chordata, Aves, Passeriformes, Estrildidae.
GGCGGCGCCGUCGCCAUGGUUACCGGAAGACGCUCUGGCCACUUCCGCCCCGUCUCGGUGGUUUUGGGGCCGCUCUGGCCCGUCCCGCCCCGUCUCGGUGGUUCCUCGGCGGCCAUGGCGGCUCUGGCGGCGCUCGGGGCUCCCCCGGUCCCCGAAAUCUUCGCCACGAUGGAGGAAGGGCCGGUCCCCGGAGAGAUCAACGCGGGAGAGGCGUGGCUGCAGUCCCACGGCCGCAGCCUCGGACACUUUGUGGCCGGAUCGUGGCUGAAGCCACCGGGGAGGGUCAGUCUGACCUGUCCGGAGAGCAGCACCGGCCGGCCGCUGGCCGCAGUACCGGCCGGGGACCGCUCGGACGUGGCCGUGGCCGUGGCGGCGGCGGCGGCGGCGGCCGAGGCCUGGGCGGGGCUGGGGGGGCCCCAGCGGGGACAGCGCCUGACCCGGCUGGCGGCCGCGCUGGCCGGUGAGCGCCGCGGGGCCGUGGGGGCCCUGCUGGCUCUGGCUGGGGGGCGGCCGCUCUGCCGGACGCUCGGGGCCGACCUGGACGUGGCGCUGCGGCUGCUGCGGGCGCCGGCGGCCGCGGCCGAGCUCGGCCCACCCGGCCUGGAGGGCUGGAGCCCGCUGGGGGUGGUGGCCGUGGUCCUGGGGGGUCCCUGCUCGCUGCUGGCGCUGCUCUGGAAGUUGGGGCCGCUCCUGGCCAUGGGGAACACGGCCGUGGUGCUGUGCCCGGCGGCCGCGGCGCCGCCGCUGCUGCUGCUGGCGGAGCUGAGUGGGGAGGGGGCUGCGCUGCCCCCCGGGGUCCUCAACGUCCUCGUGGGACCCCCAGAGCUGCGCCCGGCCCUGCGCGCCCACCCCGAAAUCGCCUCUGUCACUUUCCUCGGGCUGCCCCAGGAGGAGCUGCCGGCCCUGGUUUGGGGGUCCCCGUGCCGGGGGCCGCGCCUGGGGGGUCCCCGGGGCGGCCGAGUCGUCGUCGUCGUGUUGGACUCGGCCGACCUGGACAGCGCCGCCGCCGCCCUCGCCGCCAGCGCCGCCGCGCCCCCCGCCCUGUUCCCGGUCGGGGGGUGCGUGGUGCUGGCGCAGGACGCGGUGGCGGCGGCGCUGGAGCGGCGGCUCCGGGCCCGGCUCGGGGGGCUGCGGCUCGGGGACCCCACGGACCCCACAACGGAGGUGGGGCCGCUGCCCCCCGGCACCUGCCUGCCCGAGGAGGUGGUGCAGGAGGCGCUGCAGGAGGGGGCUCAGGUUUUCCAGGUGCCGCUGCCGCCGGAGCGGGGGCAUCGCUUCUACCCCCCCACACUGAUCUCGGGGGUGGCCCCGACCUCGCGCUGCCUGCGGGACCCGACCCCUGGGCCGCUGCUGGUGCUGCUGUCCAUGCGCAGCCCCACGGAGGCCGUGGCCGUGGCCUCGGCGCUGCCCCACACCGCCGCCGCCGCCGUCUGGGCCCAGGACAUCACCGUGGCCUUGGACACGGUGGACAGGCUGCCCCAGGGGCUGGUGUGGCUCAACGCCCUGGACCUGCUGGACCCCAGCGGGGGCUGCGCCGGGGGGGCCGUGGACACUGACCUGGAUGAGGCGCUGCGAGAAUUCGGGUGCCCCCCCUGGGAACAGCCCCCCAAGGUGGAUGAGCUGCUCAGCCCACUGGUGACCGUGGAUGACCCCGGUGACCCCGAGCUGGCUCACGCCGUGGCCGCCGCCCGUGGGGCCGCCCCGGGGUGGGGGCGGCUGCCGGGAGCGGCGCGGGCCCGGGCGCUGCGGGGCGCGGCGGCGGCGCUGGCGGAGACCCCCGGGACCCCCGGGAACGGCGGCGGCGCGCACGGUGACCUGCGGGGGGCGCUGCUGCGCUGGGCGGCGCGCCUGGAGCGCGGGGGCGGGGCCAUACAGGACGUGCCCGGGGGGCGGGCGCUGCUGGCCAGGCGCCCGCUCGGAGUGGUGGGCGUGGCCUGGGGCUGGCCACGCCCACUGGCGCCGCAGCUCCUCCUCCCGCCGCUCGCGCUCGGCAACGCCGUGGUGGUCGUGGCGCCGCCUGGCGGCGACGGGCCCGCACAGCAGCUACGGAAGGCUCUGGAGGCCGCCGGGCUUCCGGGGGGUGUCCUGACGGUGCUUCCCGGGAAUUCCUGGGGCUCCGGAUCUGGCCUGGCGCGACAUCGCCCGGACGGGCUGUGGCUGUGCGGGGGGGACGCGGACUGCGACUGGGCCUCUGCCGUGAGCGUCCCCCGCGUUUGGGGGGUCCCGGCGGGACUCGUGGGGGCUCCGGGGCAGGACCCUCCCCCGGGCGCCGAGCGGGAGCUGGAGCUGCGCUGCACUCGCCCCCACUGCCUUUGGCUUCCGGGGGGCGCUCCCUGAGACGCCCCCCAGAGCCCCCCGGACCUGCGGGGAUUUCAGACCUCACACUGUGCCCCCAGCCCCGCGACCCCCACCCCAAUAAACCGCUCCGAGCCGCA